Arxiozyma heterogenica is the source of this 1827-nucleotide messenger RNA. It is a transcript of the gene AHC1, whose product is annotated as Ahc1p. Lineage: Eukaryota; Fungi; Ascomycota; Saccharomycetes; Saccharomycetales; Saccharomycetaceae. The transcript has a single exon. The coding region runs from base 1 to 1827 and encodes 608 amino acids. The record is from RefSeq and is a predicted model, not a curated record.
AUGAUCAAUAGCAGUAACAUUGACGAUAGCAAGGAUAAGAAAAUUGUUACGCAAGCAUAUCAAGUGGUAACACCUAAGUCUCCUAAUGAAGUAACUUGUACUAAUCUAACAGAUGUUACUAUGUCAUCUUAUUCAACUGAAUCAAAGAAAGAUAAAUUAGAUAUUACUUCUGUUGAUCAUUUGUCCACUUCUUCUUCUUCUUCUUCCACUUUUACAACUACUAUUGAUACUAACCAUAUUGAUAAUACUAAUAAUAUACAUAGGUCUUCAAUACUAUCAUCUAGAGAUAGUGAGGAUAUCGAACGUCUAAAAUAUGAAACCGUUAAAAAUGAAUUACUAGAUAAAUUAAAUUUACAUAUUUUGUUAAGUUUUAAGAAAAGGGAUACAUUGAAAAGGGAAUUAGACAGAAUCCAUGCUCAAGCUGUCCUGUUGAAGAAGCUGCACGAGGAUAAACAACUUUUAUGUAAAAUUGAAAAAGUCAAAGAAAUUGAAGUUAAGAAUAGAAAGGAUUUAAUUAAAUCAUCUAUUACAUUUUUAGAUACUUCGAAGAGCAAUCGUUCUCAUUCACAUUCUUGUACUUCACUUCAAUCUACACCAGGACAUUAUUACCACACUAGAAGUAAAAGCCAAGGAAAUUUAUUGAAUGAUUCUUUUUGGAAAGAUUGUAUUGAUAACCCAAUAUUAACUUCAAAAUCGACUAGACGUGGGCAACAAAAUUCAAAUAAAAAUGAUCAGUAUCAUAAUAAUAAAAAUAAUACCAGUAAUAAAAAUAAUAAUCAUGAUAUAUUUGAUUCAAUACAAACAAAUGGGGAAAAAAAUCAAAUCAAUAAAACAUAUUUUAAAGAAUAUAAUAAUAACCCAGUAUUCAGGAGGCAUGAUGGAAUCCUAGUUCUACUUACUUGUUCUAUAUGUGGAAGACAAGGGUUUAUAGCGCCUCAAGGUAUUGCUAUACAUGUUAGAACUAAGCAUCAUAAGACAUAUACAAAUCAAAAAAUGGCAGUAUUAAUGAAUCAAUGGCUGCUUCCUGAUGAUUUGCAAGAUAAAAGAAUAUUAUCAAAAUUUAAAGGUUUGAAUAUUGAUCCCAAUGUAACAUACUUGCCCAUGGAAAGUAAUUCUAUUGAUAAAAAUGGUUAUAAUAAAAAUAAACCUAAACAGAAAAGUUUAACUCAUUUGUCUAAAAUUGUUUCAAUAUCAUCUUCAGAAGAUAAUAUAAGUAUAAAUUCACAAAAUGAUACAUUUACUGUUGAAAGACAGAAAUAUAAGAUAAAUUAUCUAGAAAAAUUUUGUAAUAAGGAUGAACUUAAAAAUUUAGUUGAAAUAAUGGAAACUAGUAAACAAGAUCUUGAAGUGAUUUUACAAAAUCAAAAAGAUAAUGAAGUUGACGAAGUAACUGAAUAUAAUAGGGAUGAGGAGGAUAAAGAUUACGAUAUUGCAGAAGAUGUUUUAAUUGAUGAUAAGAAAUUAGAUAGUAUUGAUGAUACGGACUAUGAAGUUCAAGAGAGUCCUCUUUCAAACAUAUCUAGUUCUCCUAUAAAAGGUGCAACUACAGAUAAUUUAUCCAUAGAACUAGAUUCUAGUUCUUCUAUGACUACACUUGCUUUUAGAAGACAUUUAAGGAAAAGAAGAUAUAAUAGUCGUGGUUCAUCAGAGGAAGAUAAGGACUCUAUUGUUUUUUCAUGGAAAGAAAGAUUAAGACCAGCUGAGAAGAAGCCAAGACCUGAUAUGAUUGCAUUAACAGAAUUGCCAGAAUAUGAAAGAAGGUCAAAGCAUUAUAAUCUUCGUGCUCGAUCAAAACUAAGGAGUUCUAGUAUUGAUGAUGAUUUUUGA